GAAAUAAAAUUAAAAUUAUCAUGAAUAUGAAUGAACUGAGACAACAUAUAUACAGACGUUAUUCCCAAUAGUGAACAUUAUUCGAAGUGAAUCUAUACUGACUUCAUAAAAUCAUUACAUAAGAAAUUGUCUGCCGAAGAUUUUUAAAUCAUUGAAAAUGAAACGAUUUUUGAUAUUAUUUAUUUUGGGUUUAUUGACAAUUGAUUACACAAAUGGGUGCAGAUGUGUUUUCACUCCACUUCAAGAUUCGUUUUGCAAUUCUGACUUUGUUAUUAAAAUAAAAGUUACGGAUACAGGAAAAACACAAGAAUCAAUAAAAAAUAUAUACCACAUUGAUAUACUAGAAACUUACAGAGCAAAUCCUGAAGCAGUAGAAGCACUUAAACUUAAAUAUUUUCUUACUAAUCCAGACGGAGCAUCGUGUGGUCUUCCACUUAAUCGUGACCAAGUUGCUGUUGUUGGAGGACACAUAAUUGAUGGAAAGCCGAGUAUUGGUCUCUGUAAUUUGAAUAUAGAAAAUCCUCAAGAAAUUGACGCUGAGUCUGUUAAUCUUCGUGAAAAUUUUUCUAAAAAUUGUGCUACAGCAUCUACAAUACUUCAAACAAAUCUACGCAGGUCAAAGUGAAUCUCAGAGUUGACAAGGCUUUUUUUUUAAGAGAUCUACGAAAAUUUGUGGAAAUUCGCGAAAAUCAUCGGAGAUCUCCGCCGACUUCAGUAGCCCUAAUAAGAAAAAUUGAUUUAUAUAACUUAUCGAAUUGCGUAGAUCUAAAUUAUUUUUUCUCGGGAUAUACUAUUGACCUACCGACUGUAGAAGAAAACCAUCUAAUGAUACGAUACCAGAAGCGCUAAAUUCUAUUUUCUGGUGAAGAAGGUCACGUGAAAAUCUUACUAGCUGUGAUUUAAAAGAUGAAAAAAGCUAGCAAUUGAAUUAACGAAAUAAAUUAACUAAAAAAAAAUUCACCUUACACUUUUUUGAAUUUUUCUAUCCAUGGUACAUCGAUCCAAUAGUAAAUUGACAGUUUGCGCUGUUUUUUCAUUCUAAUAAAGAGAAAAUAAUUAAUUUAUCGACAAUUCAAAUAACGUCAUAAAAGAAAUGUAAUCUAUUACUUGUUCAAUAGCUUUCGUUACAUUUGCUGUCAUAACUAUGAAUCCAAAAAUCAUAAUCAAAUGAAAAGUACCAACGCUUGGAUAAUGUACUAUAAUUUCAUCUUUAAAUUCAGGAAUUAAUGACAAAAUAACGAAGUACAAGAAAAGAACACUCGAAGUUACAAAAUAAAUAAUUAUGAUUAAUAUGGGGAAUCCAUAAAAAUUCGAAACCUCACUGCAAAUUUCACCCAAUUUCUGAUGAACCCUCGCCAUAUUAUCAAUAUCACAUUCAAUCAGUCCCCGCAGAGGUACUUUUGUAACGAACAGUGUUUGUAAUUCAAUGUCAGUGUUUAUAUUUCCCAAUUUCAAAAUGAUUAACUGAAUAGUUUCAAAUUUUUUAAUAAUAACAUCUAGCAGCAACGAGUACUGCAUCAAUACCCAGCUAUUUAUCAAAACAGGAACGAAUCUUAUUGGUACUAAUAUCAGUUGAUAACCAUAAACAAGAAAUAUUAUCAAACAACUUGUCAUAAAAAAAUUACUAAAUAAUAUUAAGUAAAUAAUGUAAUUAUUCUUAAACUCAUAAAAUUUACGUUUACGUAAUAUUAUAUCUACACUUAUUAAUUUUUUUACAAUAUUUAUAAUUUUUUUUUGACGGAUAGCGUAGAUAAUCCAUAUUAAACCUGUAGUUACUGUUCCUAAAAUAUUGAGAUUUUUUACAGCUGCUGUAGUUACAAUAGAUUUGAGAUUUCUUUCAGGUAUCAGUUUAUUAAAAGACCAUAUGACAUAUGAAAAAAAUACAAAUAUUAACGUUAUGUUGUACAGCGUUCCGUAAAUAGAAGUCUGGAGUUUAAAAUCAUUAUUUUUAGUACGUAAAUUACUAUUAUGAUUCAAAUUUAAUAAUCCACUUCCUGCCCAUGGUGACAACCCGACAAUUUUGAAAAUAUUAUAUUGAAUUAUCACUACAAUAUGAUGAUAUAAUGAGUUGUAAUGAUGAUUAAAUUUCAUAUAAUGAUUAGUAAAAAAAAUUUGUUUCAAUUCAUUGCGAUUCAUUAUAUUCAAAAAAUUUUGAAUUUUCAGGUUAUAUCGU
This is a messenger RNA of Microplitis mediator, 2173 nucleotides long. RefSeq names its product metalloproteinase inhibitor 3-like. Lineage: Eukaryota; Metazoa; Arthropoda; Insecta; Hymenoptera; Braconidae. The coding region runs from base 158 to 625 and encodes 155 amino acids. The record is from RefSeq and is a predicted model, not a curated record. Gene Ontology annotation, biological process: negative regulation of endopeptidase activity; negative regulation of membrane protein ectodomain proteolysis. Gene Ontology annotation, cellular component: extracellular matrix. Gene Ontology annotation, molecular function: protease binding; metalloendopeptidase inhibitor activity. The transcript has 5 exons.